AUGCUGAGGCAUGGCGCAGUCCGUCAUGGCCUCCAACGCUGUGCGACCGCACCUGUCUCACGGCCCUUCCUCCCCUCGUUAUCCACAAGAGGAUAUGCUUCGAUAACAGACGUGGAGGCUUAUCCAAAUCCGGGAGAGAGCAUUCACGGGUUCACGUUAAAGCAGAUCAAGCAUGUCCCAGAAUUGCAUCUGACAGCUUUGAGGUUGGAGCACAACAAGACCGGGGCGGAAUACUUGCAUGUGGCACGAGAUGACAAGAACAAUGUGUUUUCUAUCAAUUUCAAGACCAAUCCGACGGAUAGGACGGGCUUGCCUCAUAUUCUGGAGCAUGUUACACUAUGUGGAAGCGAAAAGUACCCUGUUCGAGAUCCAUUCUUCAAGAUGAUGCCGAGAUCAUUAGCCAAUUUCAUGAACGCAUUUACCUCUUCUGAUUACACCUCUUAUCCAUUCGCGACCACGAAUCUGCAAGACUUUCGCAACCUCGCCUCGGUGUAUCUCGAUGCGACGCUUCAUCCCCUGCUGAAACGGUCCGAUUUUUUGCAAGAGGGAUGGCGCCUAGGGCCUGAAGACCCCCGAGAGGCUCCAACUGAACAUAACGUCAAGUUCAAAGGUGUCGUAUACAAUGAGAUGAAGGGUCAGAUGUCGGACGCGAGCUAUUUGUUCUAUAUCAGAUUCCGAGAACAUCUCAUUCCUUCUUUACAUAACUCCGGUGGAGAUCCAGAGGCAAUGACUGAGCUGACACAUGAGCAACUGGUCAAGUUUUCGCGCGAACACUACCAUCCGAGUAACGCGAAGAUCUUCUCUUACGGUAGUCUAAGCCUCGCCGAACACCUUCAGCACGUGGACGAGGCAAUCUCGAAAUUUGACAGGGGUGUUCCUGAUGUCGAUAUCAAAUUGCCGAUUGAUUUGUCCACUGGCCCUCUGGCCUUUGAAGUGACAGGCCCGGUCGACACAAUGCAACCCUCAGAUCGACAAUUCAAGUCGUCGAUCACAUGGAUGGGAUGCCCCUCAUCAGAUGUUGUGGAAACUUUCUGCGUCAGUAUUAUGCUAUCUUUACUGAUGAACGGCUAUGGCUCGCCGCUGUAUCAAGGACUGAUUGAAUCUGGAUUGGGGUCCAAUUUCAGUCCCAAUUCGGGGUACGACAGCUCAGGUCGGAUUGGAACUUUGUCGAUCGGCUUGGAUGGCAUGAGGUCAGAAGAUGUGCCUGAGCUGAAACAAAAAAUCCAAACAAUCUUAAAAGAGAAGGCUUAUGAGGCCUUCCUCCCCCAGAAGAUCGACGGAUAUAUGCACCAACUAGAGCUCACACUGAAACACAAAACGGCGAACUUCGGUAUGAGCUUACUAGAGAAGACACUCGCCGGGUGGCUUAACGGAGUCGACCCCAUGGACGGGCUUGCCUGGAAUGACAUAAUUGAUGCCUUCAAGCAACGUUUGAAAGAAGAAAAGUACCUCGAGAGGCUGGUUUACAAGUAUUUCAUCAACGACAAGUGCAUGCAGUUCACUAUGACGCCUUCAGAUUCGUACGGACAAUUGCUGGAAGAACAAGAAGAACAACGGAGAAAGAGCAAGCUAGAAACUCUCGAGAAGAACGCCAGUUCUCCCGAAGCGGCUCUUGCUGAACUUGGUCGGCAAGAAGUCGAACUACUAGAAGAGCAAGAGACUGCUCAAUUCCAGAAUCUGGACACACUUCCAACCCUUCGUGUCGAUGACAUUGUGCGGGAGAAAGAAAGGAAACCCCGAUAUCAUUCGAAGAUCGGUGACGUGGAUUGCUUGUGGCGGGAGACUUCGACCAACGGAAUCACCUAUUUCCAGGCGAAGCACCUACUCCGAGACCUCCCAGAAGAUCUGAGGCUUUUAUUGCCACUAUUUACGGAUUCUCUUAUGCGUCUAGGCACUAACACAAAGUCGGUUGGGGAUCUCGAAGCGGAGAUUCUCUUGAAGACUGGCGGCAUCUCUAUCUCGCCAUUUGCAGCGCCUGAACCGUGGAGCUUGGACAAGUACAACGAAGGCCUUCUCAUUGACGGCUAUGCCCUUGACAGAAAUGUGCCUGCAAUGUUCGAGCUCAUCCGAUCGCUCUUGUUGGAGAUCGACUUUUCGAGUCCCAAAGCUGCCGCAGCUAUUCAGGAGCUCCUUGAAUCCAAAACAUCGGGUGCAUUGGACUCUGUCGCAGAGAGCGGUCACCAUUUUGCCAUCACCAGUGCAUCCGCUGCUCUGACCCGUCGAGGUCAGGUACAGGAUCAGCUCUCCGGUCUUUCGCAAAUAGAAUCUACGGCCAGAAUAUUGGAUUCUGCCCGCCGCAAUCCCCAGAGUCUCCAGGAUGUCAUUCGCAAGCUGCAGACAAUCCAGUCGAUAGCAAUCAGCAACUCUUCCAGUUUGUUGCUUCGCGUGGUAUGCGAACCUGAUUCGGUCCGAUCCAACCAAAACUUGAUCGAAGGGUUUCUUCGAAGCCUGCCACGUGAACAGUUGGGUGUUGCAAGCUCCACUGCUUCCGACACUGUCCCCGGGUCCUUUCUCUCCCGCCGAGCAUUUUUCGACUUGCCAUUCCAGGUGUCUUAUACUGGAACAUGUCUACAGACAGCACCGUUCUCGUCACCGGACAAAGCGCCACUCAGGGUUCUGGGACAGCUGCUCGUCCACAACUUUUUGCAUCCCGAAGUCAGGGAAAAGGGCGGCGCGUACGGCGCGUCGGCUAGUGCAAGCCCCAUCAGCAGUCUCUUCACCAUGUCCUCGUACCGUGAUCCCAACCCCCGGAACUCUCUGAAUGUCUUUCAACGCGCCGGCGCGUAUGCUCGCGAUAAAGACUGGGAUCGCAGAGAACUCGAGGAGAGCAAACUGAGUAUCUUCCAGGGUAUUGAUGCCCCCAGCAGCGUGAACACGGAAGCGAGCAAAGAGUUCAUGUACGGCAUCACGGAAGAAAUGGACCAGGAAAUGCGCGAGCGUUUGUUGGAUGUCACCAAGGAGCAAGUCCAACAGGUCGCUCAGAAAUACCUGGUGGAGCUUCCUGCCGAGCUGAAAUCUGUGUGUAUACUAGGAGAAAAAAAGGACUGGGUCGGACAAGAUCCAGAGCCGUGGCAGUUGAAACACUUGAAGAUGUCUGCAUGA
Messenger RNA from Capronia epimyces CBS 606.96, 3102 nucleotides. RefSeq lists its product as uncharacterized. Gene Ontology annotation, biological process: protein processing. The record is from RefSeq and is a predicted model, not a curated record. Gene Ontology annotation, cellular component: mitochondrial matrix. NCBI's taxonomy places the organism in Eukaryota, Fungi, Ascomycota, Eurotiomycetes, Chaetothyriales, Herpotrichiellaceae. Bases 1 to 3102 code for a protein of 1033 amino acids. The transcript has a single exon. Gene Ontology annotation, molecular function: metal ion binding.